This is a messenger RNA of Durio zibethinus, 1156 nucleotides long. Its product is annotated as WAT1-related protein At5g40240-like. The record is from RefSeq and is a predicted model, not a curated record. Gene Ontology annotation, molecular function: transmembrane transporter activity. NCBI's taxonomy places the organism in Eukaryota, Viridiplantae, Streptophyta, Magnoliopsida, Malvales, Malvaceae. Gene Ontology annotation, cellular component: membrane.
CAUUCUCCAUAAUUUUUAUAGCCAAGAAGACAGGAGAGCUGGGAGACUUUAUUACAGGCAAAGUGAUAUGGGAAGAAGGUAUUGGUAUAACGAUGUCCUACCAUGCACCGCCACGGUCGCAGUAGAGUGCUCCAACGUUGUCAUUAACAUUCUAUUCAAAGCUGCUUCUUCAAAGGGGUUAAGCUACUACACCUUCCUUGCCUAUUGUUACGCUUUAGCCACCAUUGUUCUCAUCCCUGUAACCUUCUUCUUAAUCAGCAAAUCAGGGUUUCCUCCAUUUAAGUUCCCUCUCAUCUCUAGACUUUGCCUUCUUGGUUUUGUUGGGUUUUCAAGUCAAUUAUCUGUAUAUAAAGGUUUGGAACUAGGCACCCCAAUUCUUUCCUCUGCCAUCAGCAACCUCAUACCAGCUUUUACCUUCAUACUUGCUGUCUUCUUCAGGAUGGAAAAGGUAGAAUUGGGAAGCUCAAGCACUCAAGCUAAAAUCAUUGGCACCGUAGCAUCAAUAUCUGGUGCAUCUGUGGUUGUUCUUUACAAAGGUCCCAGAGUUCUUUCCUCUCCACGUUGGGCCUCAUCAUCGGUAUUAAUUCAACAGCCUCUGGGAUCACCACAAUCAAAUUGGGUGAUUGGUGGGCUCUUACUUGCUAUGGGAUAUCUGUUUUCUUCAUUCUGGUAUAUUAUUCAGUCACAAAUUAUGAAGAUAUAUCCAGAAGAGAUUAUUGUAAUUUUAAUCUACAAUUUGUCCUUGGUCAUUUUUUUUGUACCAUUAUGCUUAAUAGCAGAAUCAAACAAGAGUUCCUGGAGACUAGGACCUAGCAUAGUAGCUGCUUCUAUCCUGUACUCGGGAAUUUUUGCAUUAUCCUUCAGCAGUGCUGUACAUUCAUGGGGUGUACGCUUGAAAGGGGCUGUGUAUGUUACAAUAUUCAUGCCAUUGUCAAUUGUCAUUGCAGCAAUUAUGAGUGCCAUGUUCCUUGGUGAUGCAUUGUGUCUUGGAAGUGUCAUUGGAGCAUUAAUCUUAUCUGCGGGGUUUUAUGCUGUAUUAUGGGGAAAAGCAAAAGAAGAAGAAAUGACUUAUGAUGAUUCAGGCUCAAGUAGCUUUGGACCCUCGUCCAAUUGUAAUGUCUCUUUGUUGCAAAGCCACAAUGAUGAAGAAAUGUAG